AAGCCAAGCAUUUCAAACGCAACAGAUAAUCUAUAUCCUAAACUACCACUACUACUACUACUCGUACAAGUAUUUCCUUGACGUUGAGGAACUAAUAUCGUGAACCGAAUAUUCCCAACAAUUCCCAUGAUCAAAUCGUAUAUAUAUCGAACACAUUGUGUCACACCCUUCACACACACAAACACAAACACAAACACUGAUAGCUUCAUCGCUCAGGAGUUGAACAGAAGAGAGGGAGAGGCACGACGCCCGCCAUGGCGAAGGAUCAGCUGGAGGUCCUCAACGUGCUGGACCAGGCCAAGACCCAGCUCUACCACUUCACCGCGGUGGUGAUCGCCGGCAUGGGCUUCUUCACCGACGCGUACGACCUCUUCUGCAUAUCCCUGGUGACCAAGCUCCUCGGCCGGAUCUACUACUACGUGCCCGGGUCCUCGAAGCCCGGCAGCCUGCCCCCAAACGCGGCGUCGGCCGUGAACGGGGUCGCCCUGUGUGGGACGCUGGCCGGGCAGCUCUUCUUUGGGUGGCUUGGGGACAAGUUGGGCCGCAAGCGCGUCUAUGGCAUCACCCUUAUGCUCAUGGUGGGGUGCUCCAUCGCCUCCGGUCUCUCCUUUGGGAGCUCGCCCAGGGCCGUCAUGGCGACCCUUUGCUUCUUCAGAUUCUGGCUAGGUUUUGGCAUCGGAGGGGACUAUCCAUUGUCCGCAACGAUCAUGGCGGAGUACUCCAACAAGAAGACCCGCGGCAGUUUCAUUGCGGCAGUGUUCGCGAUGCAAGGGUUCGGGAUCCUCGCGGGUGGGACGGUCGCCAUCGUCGUCUCAUCCAUCUUCAGCGCUGCGUACCCCGCGCCGCCAUUCUCCGUAGAUCCCUUGGGAUCCACCGUCCCACAGGCAGACUACGUGUGGAGGAUAAUCCUGAUGUUUGGUGCACUGCCGGCGGUCCUGACCUACUACUGGCGGAUGAAGAUGCCGGAGACGCCGCGCUACACCGCCUUGGUGGCGAAGAACGCAGAGAAGACCUGUGCCGACAUGUCGAAGGUCUUGCAAAUUGAUAUCCAAGUCGAGAAGCAAGACCUCGAGAGCCAAGGCCGGGGUGAAACCACCCGGUUCGGGCUCUUUUCGAGAGAGUUCCUCCGUAGGCAUGGCUUGCACUUGCUGGGCACAACAAGCACUUGGUUCUUGCUUGACAUUGCCUACUACAGCCAAAACCUCUUCCAGAAGGACAUAUUCAGCGCGGUUGGAUGGCUACCUGCGGCGAAAUCCAUGAGCGCCCUCGGCGAGCUCUACAAGAUCGCCCGUGCCCAAACCCUAAUCGCUCUGUGCGGCACUGUCCCGGGCUAUUGGUUCACCGUCUUCCUCAUCGACCGCAUCGGCCGGUUCACCAUCCAGUCCAUCGGGUUCCUCUUCAUGUCGGUGUUCAUGUUCGCCCUAGCCUUACCGUACCACCACUGGACCCUCAAGGAGAACCGCAUCGGGUUCGUGGUCAUGUACGGGCUGACCUUCUUCUUCGCCAACUUCGGACCCAACAGCACGACCUUCGUCGUCCCCGCUGAGAUCUUCCCAGCCCGGUUCAGGGCCACGUGCCAUGGGAUCUCGGCAGCCUCAGGGAAGGCCGGCGCAAUUGUGGGCGCGUUCGGGUUCCUGUACGCGUCGCAGAACAAGGACAAGGCCAAGGCCGACCCGGGGUUCCCCGCAGGGAUCGGGAUGAGGAACUCGUUGAUCGUGCUUGCGGUGAUCAAUCUGCUGGGCUUGCUCAUGACUCUUCUCGUGCCUGAAUCCAAAGGAAAAUCACUCGAGGAAAUGUCACAGGAGAAUUGCGAAGGUACAGAGAAUCAUGCCAAGAACGAGUCUGCAAUUGUCUAGAGCAACAAGAACAGUAAUUACAUUAAUCUCUCUAGAUAUAAUUCUGUAAAUUUGGCAUUGAUCAUUAGGUCUGCCUUCAGUUUUUUACAUCUCUUCUUCCUUUUUGGAUCUUUGAUUAAUGUUGCCAACUGAGUUUUUUUACCGCAUGACCAAGUUCAGUUUUUGGUUUU
This is a messenger RNA of Syzygium oleosum, 2026 nucleotides long. RefSeq names its product inorganic phosphate transporter 1-4-like. Gene Ontology annotation, biological process: phosphate ion transport; transmembrane transport. The record is from RefSeq and is a predicted model, not a curated record. Gene Ontology annotation, cellular component: membrane. The transcript is spliced from 2 exons. The coding region runs from base 255 to 1856 and encodes 533 amino acids. NCBI's taxonomy places the organism in Eukaryota, Viridiplantae, Streptophyta, Magnoliopsida, Myrtales, Myrtaceae. Gene Ontology annotation, molecular function: phosphate transmembrane transporter activity.